AUGGUUGAAAAAAUUGAAGAUAGUCUUAAAAUAUGUACAGUAUGUGCCUCUAACAAUAACCGUUCUAUGGAAUCUCAUAAGCAACUUCGAGACGCCGGAUUCGAUGUCCAAUCGUUUGGAACUGGUUCUGCUGUUAGACUUCCGGGACCUCUGAUUGACAAGCCCAAUGUUUACGAGUUUGGGACACCCUAUGAAGAAAUCUAUCAAGACUUAACCUCUCAAGAUUGCCGUAAGAUGUAUGAAUCUAAUGGGUUAAUUCAUAUGAUUGAUAGGAAUAGACAUAUCAAGAAGGCACCGGAAAAAUGGCACGAAAAUGUUUACGCGGGAAAGUUCGAUUUAGUGAUAACUUGUGAGGAGAGGUGUUUUGACUCGGUGUUGGAUGAUUUAAUGGUUAGAAUGGUUCUGAACCCCAUUGCUGAUAAUGAAGUGAGAAAGGCAGUUCAUGUAAUUAAUGUAGAUAUCAAGGAUGAUAACGAAAAUGCGAUAAUAGGUGGUAGGGGGAUCUUAAAAUUGGUUAAAAUGAUUCAUGAAUUUAGGAGAGAGGAGAUGAAGAGGUUGAAAGAAGUUAAUGGUGAUAAAUAUGUGGGGGAGCAUGACAUAAUAUUAGAAGAUAACAUAAUGAAGAUCUUGGUUAAUUGGCAAAAGGAUCAUACUCAUUUGCAAACAUUGUAUGGGGUGUCUUAUUAUUAG
Messenger RNA from Dujonia railenensis, 690 nucleotides. The record is from the annotation of a GenBank genome assembly. NCBI's taxonomy places the organism in Eukaryota, Fungi, Ascomycota, Pichiomycetes, Serinales, Debaryomycetaceae.